This is a messenger RNA of Haliotis rufescens (red abalone), 447 nucleotides long. RefSeq lists its product as uncharacterized. The transcript has 4 exons. The coding region runs from base 40 to 447 and encodes 135 amino acids. NCBI's taxonomy places the organism in Eukaryota, Metazoa, Mollusca, Gastropoda, Lepetellida, Haliotidae. The record is from RefSeq and is a predicted model, not a curated record.
CGGAAUAACAACACUAGCAAAGCAAAAAGAAUCGGAUGCAUGCCAACGAUGGCAGCAGAAUCCAGGAAUCGGUUUAGGAUUAUGAGACUGCGUUACCAAGCCAACAGGUUCCGGGGGUUUUUGGCGAUGAGAAUAUUACACUGUUGUCUCCAGCGAGUGCAACCUCCUAGUGCGCUCCCUGGAGAGAAUACCACCAAGGCUGCCUCUGGGGCCCUAGAAGGUUAUCAGUCACAUCACCAUCUCAUCCUACCACAAAUUGAAGUGGUAUAUCACACCAAGGAAGUGACCAAACCUUUGCCUCCAAGUUCGGUAAGUUAUCAGUCACAUCACCAUCUCAUCCUACCACGAAUGGAAGUGGUAUAUCACACCAAGGUACUGACCAAACCUUUGCCUCCAUGUUCGGUAAGUGAACUUCCACAGGCAAAUGUCAGCCAGCAGCUCCAGUGA